Belonocnema kinseyi is the source of this 1576-nucleotide messenger RNA. Its product is annotated as probable cytochrome P450 6a14. The record is from RefSeq and is a predicted model, not a curated record. Gene Ontology annotation, molecular function: iron ion binding; monooxygenase activity; oxidoreductase activity, acting on paired donors, with incorporation or reduction of molecular oxygen. NCBI's taxonomy places the organism in Eukaryota, Metazoa, Arthropoda, Insecta, Hymenoptera, Cynipidae. The transcript is spliced from 6 exons. Bases 1 to 1479 code for a protein of 492 amino acids.
AUGGCUCUACUUUCCAGUACUUUUAUGCUAAAAGUAUUCUGCACAAUAAUUUGUCUUUCUAUUGGAAUUUAUGCAUACUUCAAGUUCGUUUUAUACACUUACUGGCGUAAAAAAGGUAUGCCAUACUUGGAACCGUGCGUACCAGUCGGAAAUUUUCUUAACGUUGUGAGAAAAAAGUGUCACAUAGGUGAAAUUUUUUCUUACGGCUAUGAAAAAUUAAAAUACAACAAAGUUUUUGGAAUGUAUACAUUUCAUAAGCCUUGCUUAGUAGUGGCUGAUCCUGAUCUAAUACGAAACGUCUUGACAAAGGAGUUCACAAGUUUUCAUGACCGAGGUGUAUACUGUAAUGAAAAAGUUGAUCCAUUGUCUGGGAACUUGUUUUUCUUGCCCGGCAAAAAAUGGAAAACUUUAAGGUCAAAGUUAUCACCAGCGAUAACUCCUGGUAAAAUGAAACUUAUGUUUGGUUGUCUGAAGGAUCGCGGAAUAGACUUAGAAAAUUUUUUAAAAGACAAAGCGAGAAAACCGAAAAUUGUGGAGAUGCAAGAAAUUUUUGCAAGAUUUACUACUGAUAUUAUAAUGACGACAGUAUUUGGAGUCGAUUGCAAUACUUUGCAUGACGCAGAUAGUGAAUACCGUUAUUGGGGAAAGCAGGUGUUUGAAGCUCAUAAUAUCAAAAAUGCAGUUGGUUUUUUCGCACCUCAAAUUUUGGACUUCUUUUCGAUUCCUUUUAAUGAUGUCGGAGUGCAAAAGUUCUUUAUGACAGUCUUCCAGGAGACGGUUAAUUACCGACUGAAUAAUAAUAUUAAAAGUCAGGACUUUCUGGAUCUUAUAAUUCAAUUGAUGAACAAAGGGUAUGUCAACGGGGAUGAUGGAGAAUCUAUCCAAAAAUCUUCAGGUUUUGAAACGUCAUCCACGACAGCAGCUCACUGCUUGUACGAACUGGCAAUUCAUCAUGACAUUCAGGAGGAAGUGCGACAGGAAAUUUUUUCUCAGCUAGGAGAAAAAGGUGAUCUCACUUAUGAUAGUCUGAACGAAAUGCCUUAUCUUCAAAAAGUUGUUUGCGAAACUCUAAGAAAGUAUCCACCUGUGUCGUUGCUGAAUCGAGUAUGCACUAAAGAUAUACAGUUCCUGAACACUGACAUAAAGAUUAGUAAAGGCAUAGACAUCGUCAUUCCAGUGCUUGGAAUUCACAGGGAUCCUGAUAUAUAUCCCGACCCAAUGAAAUUCGAUCCUGAAAGGUUUAAUGAAAAAAACACAGUUUCGAGACAUCCUUAUACCUUUUUGCCUUUUGGCGAAGGGCCAAGAAUAUGCAUUGGAAUGAGGUUCGGAUUAGCCCAAGUCAAAGUAGCUAUAAUUAGCGCAUUAAGAAACUGCAGGGUUUCGUUAGGACCAAAUACGCAAGUGCCACUUCCCAUUGAUCCAGAAAAAAUGGCCUAUACAUCUAAAUUCGGCAUUCAUCUCAAAAUGGAAUUAUUGUGAAUUUAUGUAUGUUUAACAUGUCGUAUUAGUACUUGUAUGUCACUUCAAACCCACAUUUUAAAAAGAAGAGAUACAUGGCUGAACAGUCUUUGAUGAU